Lagopus leucura (white-tailed ptarmigan) is the source of this 5578-nucleotide messenger RNA. RefSeq names its product cilia and flagella associated protein 65 (gene CFAP65). NCBI's taxonomy places the organism in Eukaryota, Metazoa, Chordata, Aves, Galliformes, Phasianidae. The record is from RefSeq and is a predicted model, not a curated record.
UGGAGCAAGGAGCCUGGCAGAGGAGUGGUGUGUGUGAGGAUGCUCUCCUCUCAGUCCUCAGAUGCUGGCUGAGGUGCAGGGGGAACCCCCCAACCCGGACCUUCUUCAGAGGCGGUGCUGUGGCUGUGUCAGAAAGCCAUCCUCAAGAAAGGCAAAGAAGAAAGGCAUAUUCUGGGGCAUUGAAGUGGCAGAAACACUCCAAUGGCGUGGCUGGGAGCUUGGAAAAGAGGUGAUCAAACAUCUGGUUCUGAAAAAUGUUCAUGAGAAAACCCAGAAGCUGAGCUACAGAUGUCCUUCCACGCGCUUCUUCAUCACUGUUUUUCCCCAGCCAAUUGCCCUGAGCCCUGGCAUGUCCUUAACCCUGCCCAUCAUUUUCCGGCCCACUGAAAAGAGGGACUACGAAGACAGCAUCUGCUUUCGGAAGGCUGAGGGUGAGUUCUCUGUCGCCCUGCGUGCUGUGAUUCCACGUCCCUGCCUGUCCUUCCCAGCUGCUGUCCAUUUGCCUCUCUGUGCUGUGCACAGCACCGUGGAGACAACAUUCACUGUGCGCAAUGUGGGUGACCUCAUCACAGUGUUUGCCUGGGAGACACCCAGCCCCUUCUACAUGAUUCCUGAACACGGCAUGCUGAACGCAGGUGCUGAGUGCACCAUUAAGGUGCUCUUCCAACCCAAGACAGCUGCAGUGUGCAACGUAAUAGCAACGUGUUUGUUUGGUGUUGAAGAAAAGCAAAAGAGAACCAUGCAGCUUAGAGCCCAGGCCAAAUACCCCUAUCUGCAAGUGAAUGUGCCAGGGGAACAGCACAAAAGCGGACAGCCUGGCAAGUUACAGGAUGUGCUGUGCUUCGGGUCGGUGCCAGUAGGCACAAGAGUGGAGAAGUUUGUAGAAAUCCUCAACAUGUCUGUGGUUGAUGCACCAUGUACGAUAGAAAGAGCAAAAGACCCUCUGCUCCUAGAUCACGUCUUCUCCUGCAACGUGUCCCAUGCUGUUGUCCCUGCCAAAGGGAAGCUGGCCUUGUGCAUACAGUUUCAGCCACAGGCAGUAGGAGAGCACAGCACAGAUUAUUUCACUGUCACACCCACUGGGUGCCUCCAGCAGACCGUUCUAAAGAUGGUUGGCUCAUGUAAAGGCCCAUGUGUAUCUCUGCACCAAUCCUCUGUAGACUUCAACUGGAUCAACCUUGGGGAAAGCUCAAUGCAGACGCUGAAAAUCAGCAAUGUCUCAGACGUCCCUGCGUACUACCAGUUUGAUAUUGAUGGCAGAGGGAGUGUCUUCUCUUUGGAUCGCCCCUGUGGGGUCUUGGAGGGCACAACAACCCUCGUGCUGAAGGUGAUCUUUUGCCCUGCUCACCCCAUCAGCUGCCACCGCAGAGUGGUGUGCCUCGUUCAUCAUCAGGGACCCCUUUAUGUGGACUUCUUUGGUACCUGCCAUUCAGACACCACUAAGCCAGCCAUCCUGCAGGCGAGACACCUCUCCUGGUACCGAACCAACACGGUGAGGGGGCUGACCUUCUAUCCCCCUGAUAUCCUGAGCAUGAUGCUGAAGGAUGGGAAGUUGCAGAUGGAUGAGAAGAAGGCCCUCAUGCUCCUUCCUCAGAUCCCUCUGGACGAGCCCCCCAAGGAAUACACCGAAGCCAGCUCCAUGAGUGAAUAUUUCUGUGAUGGCGUAAGCAGCGACCUGGCCUUGUUUCCGCCUCACGUUAGUGUCAGCCCCAGGGAGCAUGAUUUUGGGUGCUGUGUGCCACUCCACAAGGCAGAACCACUUCCUCUCUGUGUCACCAACCACACCAAAGGAAAGAUCACUGUUGCCUGGACUCCAAGCCAUGGCAGUGCUUUCCAAGUGACCCCCGAAAGCUGUGACAUCCCACCUUUGAAGUCUUCAGCCUUCCGUGUCCUUUUCCAGCCCACCCAGCUCAACAGCCUUUACGCCGCAGAGCUGGAAGGUUUUGCCUUCUACAAGGUUCUGAGACAAUACAGCAACAUUGAGGAGGAUGCCACCAUCUGCCCACCCUGGUGCCUGACCAUCAGGCUGAGGGCACACACGUAUGAAGCAAAACGGGAGCACUUCAUCCCACAGUACCUCUUAGAUGUCCCCAAGACUUUUCCUCCUGUGGCUUCUGACACGGACACCUACUGCAGUGCUCUGCUCUCAAACACAGGCACCUCAAUGAUAACCUUCAGCAUGAACCAAGCUGCUGGUCCCUCUGUUUUGGUCAAGCCCCACUCAGGACACAUCAUGCCAGGAGACCACCAGAUUUUCUUUCUCUCCACUUGCCCAGUUAACACUAUAUCACAGCAACACACCCUGUCCUUGCAGCUGAACUCCUAUCCAGGGUACACUAAGGAGAUCAUGCUCCGGAGUUGUGCAGAGUCCCUUCUCUUGCUCUUAGAAGGUGAUGGUAAUCUAUACUUCAAGCCUGUUUGCAUAGGGACCUCCUCAACACAAAGGUAUACCAUAAAGAACUGCACAAGGCUACCCAUGGCCUUCACAUGGAAGAUCCACCACUCUGACAGCAAGCUCCUGUCUGUCAGACCAGCAGCAGGGCUCCUCCAGCCCUAUGAAGCCAUGGCUCAAGCAUGGACUUUUACCCCUGACAACGUGACCAAGUAUCUCCUGCGAGCUGCAGUGUUUGUGGGUUGGGAAAGCCCAGCACCUGUGUCACCCCAAAGCAUCCAUUAUAAUUUAAGGAUUGUUGGAGAGGGGGCACUAGGCACCAUCAAGGCACAAAAGGAACACCUGGACCUUGGAAAUGUUCUGGUUGGCAAUCUGAAAGACUGCAGCAUGGUACUUCUGAACGAUGGGAUCUGUUCUCUGCAGUACAUCCUCAGCGUGGAACAGCUCAUCACUGGGCUUUGUGACCCCGAGGAAGUCUGCAGUGAUCCGAUGGCUUUGGAACUGGAACACUCCAGAGGGACAAUCCCUGCAAGGUCAAAAGCUUUUGUGCGAGUAACAGUCAGGCCAGCCCGGCAGCUGCACUACACCUGGUCCAUCAGCUAUGCAAUCUGCUCCCCCGCAGUUCCAGAUCUUGCAAGUACAAAAGCAGAGCAGCGACUCCUCUGCUGUAUAGAAGCAACAGGCGUCCACCCAACGUUCCACAUCGCUGACGCCUGCUCAGCAGGGAGUGCCAGCGGCAUCAGCAGGCUGCUCCUCUGGAGGCUGCUUUCCCUGGACACACUGAAUGAAUACCUGCAGCGAGACCCGGCUCCCAGUGAGCUCACCUGCAGUGUUCCCACAAGGCACAGCACGUACUUGAUCCCCCCCAUAUACACACCUCUCCUGCUGGAUUUCAACUUUGGAGCUGCCCCCAUAGGCUCAGAGCCUGCCCUUGUGAUGCUCCUGCUGGUAAACAAUGGUGUGGUGCCUGUGGAAUGGGCCUUCCUCUUUCCUUCUGAUCAGAAGAUGGACAUGGAGCACUGGGCAGAGGAUGCAGAUCUCAGCCCGCAGGAGCUGCAUCAGAUGAGAAUUCAGGAUAAUCAGCUCUUCAGCAUUUCCCCAAAGUCAGGGAAGCUUCUUCCAGGACAAGAGGAAGCUGUCCAGCUCUCACACAGACACGAUUUCAUUGGCACCGAUCACCUGCCUGUGUUGCUGAAGGCUUCCUACGGCCAUGAGAUUCUGCUGAACUUCAGAGGUGUGACGGUGGAGAGGGAGCAGCGAUACGUUCAUUUUGCUUCCUCCAAGCAUCUCUUCAUGCCCAUUGCCAUUGGGACAUCCCACCCCCCCAUACAGAUUUAUGAACUUUACAACGGGAGCUCCACAACAGUGAUGUUCGAGGUUCAGCUGGACAGCAUCAUGAGGGUGCAGAAGGACAAUUAUCAGCAUCCUGUAUUUAUCUGCUUGACUCCUAGAGGGGAAAUCGCCCCUGGCACUACAGGUCAUAUUGAGUGGAUCUUCUCACCACUGGAAGCCAGAACAUACUUGGUUGACGUUCCCAUCCACAUCCUGGGGGGUGAUUCAGCUCUGAUCACCUUCCAGGGAGAAGGCUACGAUCCAAAAGCCACAGAAGAGAGCGCCACUUUCAGAGAAGUUUUGUCCCCUUCAGUCAUUCUGCGUUCCACCAAACUAACCGUGACUGGGCAGGCUGCCUCCUUAUCACACCACAGGAUUUGCAUUGGGAAUAUCCCAAAUUGCACCAGAGCCAGCCAACUGGUCUUUCUCAAUAAUAUCUCAGAGAGCAAGGCAGUUGUGUUCACCUGGAGGACAGGCAGUGUGAAAGACAGUGAGGUAUUGCAGGUUGCCCCAGAGCAGGGAGUUGUGCAGCCCGGAGGGAGCACCCCCUGUUUCAUCACUCUGCAGCCUUCAGGGAGAGUGUCCUUCUACAGCAUGGACCUGGUGUGUGAGGUGUACAUCCAGGAGUCCCUGGUUCAGUACGAAAAGGACCUGCAAGACUGGGAAAGGGAAAAAGAACAGCAGGCAGUGGAGUUCACCAUCACAGAGCAGGACCUCAGGGCUGAGAAGAAGCCCAGGCCACCUGUUGGGAAAUCAUCAGAAUCUGCUGAGAUAGAAAAUCUCCGUGAGCCCUUAGCAGUGGUCAGGAAAUUCAAGACACUGCCCCCCAUUAGUAACCACCGUGUGGCCAACCUGCCUGCGGGGCACUUGCAGAGAAGGCUGAUGUCAGACAAAGAAGCCAGCCAUGUGUGGGUCAAGCCAAAGCCUCCCAGGCCCAUCCUUUUACACCUUGAUGUGACAGCAAGGUCCCACUCUAUUGAGGACUUCUUCAGCAACUUUGCCUCGGAGUUCCCGAAAUACUUCUUGCCCUGCCCCAGCAUCCACCAGCUGCCAUCUGUGGAUAGGAGUGUGGACAGAGAUAGGAUGGAGAUGGACCACAAAUGGUUGUCCCUGGCUACUGCUUCCAAAGAGGAGCUGCAGAUAGUGGUGGACAUGCUGAUAGGUGUCAUCAGGGGCCUUUUGGAGAACACCCAGUUCCAUGAUGCGGUGAGGAAAAGCCUGCAGGAGCCCAUCCCAUAUUUCUCCCAGUUUCAGCAUGAAGAAACAGCAAAGAUCCAACACAGAGGACAGUGCUCCACCAUCCCCUCUGGGCUCUCUGCUUCCCCAGAUCUUUUCACCGAGGAGAAUGGAGAGAGAAAAGAAAUGAGCCAAGAAUCCUCUCCUAGCAAUGAUUUUCUGGGCUCCUGGGAGGGGCUGAGUGAAGUUUUUCAUCAUGAGAGGCUGAGGGAGCAGAAGGCGAUGAUGAAGGGCCAGCCUUCAGGAGUCUGGUGGAGAUGGUGCUGGAAAACACACUGCAGAACAUCCUGGUGGAAGCCAGCUGUGGGGAGGUGGUGCUGACAGCCCGGCCCAGGGUCAUUGCUCUGCCCCCCAGCCCCUUCCGAAGAAUCGCCACUCCAGCACUCUAACCUUCAAGAGCAUAGCUGUGGCACAGCAUGCUGCUUGAGCUCUGCAGGCACAUCGCAUCUCUACUCUUCAUCCCAUCCCCAUGAUGUCCAGAGCUGCUCCAACCCUCCCACCCCAAGACUUGAUGCCAGCACGCUGCCUGCCUCCAAGGCUGUACAUCCUCAACAUGUCCAUCUCUGCUUCGAAUCUUCCAGCAACUGAUGGCUGCACUGCAGCUCCUGCAGACAGUGA